Molecule: messenger RNA, 526 nt
Organism: Sinocyclocheilus anshuiensis
Lineage: Eukaryota; Metazoa; Chordata; Actinopteri; Cypriniformes; Cyprinidae
Product: allograft inflammatory factor 1-like
Exons: 4
Coding region: 107-526 (139 amino acids)
Biological process (GO): actin filament bundle assembly; ruffle assembly
Cellular component (GO): ruffle membrane; actin filament
Molecular function (GO): actin filament binding; calcium ion binding
Source: RefSeq, a predicted model, not a curated record
CGGUCUGUUUUGAGUGAAUCGAUGCUUUAUCUAGCGUUAUACGCACGGAACCUGUUUUUGUUCUGUGCGCGCGUGUGUGCCGUUAGCGGCCGACUGUCCUUAUCUCAUGCCUGCAAGUGCACCAAGACAGCCUGAUAAAACAUCCAGACGGGUGUGUAACGUGAAGGUCCCUAUGUCUCAUUUUUCAGGCGGGAAAGCCUUCGGGUUACUCAAAGCACAGCAGAGGGAGAAGCUGGAGGAAAUCAACAAGGAGUAUAUGGAAGAUCAGAAGUACCGGGAUGAAGAGGAUUUGCCAGAGAAGUUGAAUUCUUUUAAAAAUAAAUAUGCCGAGUUUGACCUGAACGAUCAGGGAGAGAUCGACAUGAUGGGCUUGAAGCGAAUGAUGGAGAAGUUGGGUGUGCCAAAGACUCAUCUGGAGAUGAAGAAAAUGAUCUCCGAGGUGACAGGAGGUUGCAGCGACACCAUCAACUACAGGGACUUUGUGAAAAUGAUGCUUGGCAAGCGAUCAGCUGUUCUCAAACUGUAA